AUGAGCACCAGCAACAACCCCCUGGGGCUUGACAGUUCCGCGACGCUCCCUCUGAUCUCCUUGUCAGCUUCGCAGUCCAUUGGAUCCUCAAAUGCGGCCCGGGACCCCAUUCUCACCGGACUGUCUCGCUUAGACGAGGCGCUGAAAACCGCGUCGGACCAGGCGGGCGGGAUCCUGCGUGGCCAAGUAACUGAGGUAUUUGGGCCGCCAGGAGUAGGCAAGACACAACUAGCAUUGAGUGCGGCGUCGAACGUCCUCCGCGCUGGCGGCAAAGUGAUAUGGAUCGACACGAGUUCACCGAUCCCAACAAAACGACUCCAGGAACUCAAUCCGGAUUUGGAAAAUUUCGAUGAUCUCAUUUACUUCCGGGCUUCGACAUUGCCCCAUCUAUUAGCUCUGCUGGUGCGCCCACCAGCGAACUUCCCACCGCCCGAAACUGCGCUGGUGGUGGUCGACUCUGUGUCAUCAUUAUUCCCAUCGUACUUUCUAAAUGCUUUUGAAUUGAAAGACAGACUAGCGCAAGGCAAGAUCAAAGAUAAGGCAGAGCUACAGUGGCUUCUCAACCGCAGAUGGAACGUCACUAGCGAGCUAGGCACGCAUCUUGGACGGCUUGCGGGGCGCAAUAUUGCUGUUCUGGCACUGAACCAGGCCCACACGAAGAUCAAGGGUCAACCACGGGCUACCUUGCACCCGGUCCUAGCGGGUGGUGGGUGGGAAAGCACCGCGCAAACUCGGAUUACCAUGUAUCGCGACUUUCCCGAUGAAAGGAUUCUUGAAGUCACAAAACGAGGAGGCCGACUAUUACCUGUUCGACUGCCGGAGUUGAUUGUUUCUUUCCGGAUUGAGCCGGGCGGUCUCCGCGAAUCAAAGACCAUACAACCGGAUCCAGAACAAACGUUGGCCCAGAAUCUGUCCAUGACGCAGCCGACGCCGAGUCGAAAGCGCAAGGCCGAAGAUGAGAUAGCAGACAGCCAGGACGAGGACUCAGAUGAGGACUACUCCUGGAUGAAUGAUGCGGUUGUCGACAAGAAAAAGCAUGAAGAUUCCCCAUGA
This is a messenger RNA of Penicillium chermesinum, 1053 nucleotides long. RefSeq lists its product as uncharacterized. NCBI's taxonomy places the organism in Eukaryota, Fungi, Ascomycota, Eurotiomycetes, Eurotiales, Aspergillaceae. Gene Ontology annotation, cellular component: replication fork; Rad51C-XRCC3 complex; Rad51B-Rad51C-Rad51D-XRCC2 complex. The transcript is spliced from 5 exons. Gene Ontology annotation, biological process: reciprocal meiotic recombination; DNA repair; meiotic DNA recombinase assembly. The record is from RefSeq and is a predicted model, not a curated record. Gene Ontology annotation, molecular function: ATP binding; crossover junction DNA endonuclease activity; ATP hydrolysis activity. Bases 1 to 1053 code for a protein of 350 amino acids.